AUGCGCUGGAAGACCCUCAAGGAAGGGAUCCAACAGCUGAGGGAAGUGGCAGUAUUGGAGGUACUCUUUGGGAGGGAUGGACGACACAAUAAUGACCCUGACAAGGUCAGGUGUACAGGACAAAUGCUGUGGAGUCUAGCAAAUCUUGGGCCAUCUCAAUACACCACUUUCAUUGCAACAACCAAUGCUGACGCUCACCGAGAGACAGUGGGCUCUGUUGCCAACAAACUUAGGAAUUAUGAGAGUAUGAUUAAUGGCCCAAUGCAGGCUCAUAUCUCAGCUGUGAUUAAGGAGUUUAAAGAGGAGAUGAGGGAGGAGAUAAGGAAGGUUAAUGCAGCACCCACAGCGAAAAGGAAAGCGGGGCAGAAAUUCCCUCAAGUCCACCACUACCUGUUGCUCUUCCCAACACCGAACGGCCCGGAAGGCUCGUUCACCGUGGCAAAGAGCCACGGGACCCUUGGCGGCUGGAACGCCCGUGCGGCCGCCGUGCGAGAUGGGCGCCCGAGGGAGCGCUCACACCACGGGGCAGCGGGUGACAAACGCCAGCUCCGGCCGCUAACUGGCCUCGCUGAGCCACCUGCGACAGAACCGCGGCGCCAGGCCGGGGCACGGGGCACGGGAGGAGCCGGGGGCACGGGGGCAGCGGGAGGAGCGGGGGGAGCGGGGGCACGGGGAGACGGGAGCACGGGAGGAGCGGGGAGCAUGGGAGGAGCGGGGGCAGCCGUUGUCCCGCCCUGCGGCCGCCAGGCCGCCCUGCCUUCCCUCCCUCCCUCCCUCCCAGCUGUCCAGAGAGCGCGACGCGCCCGGACAGCGCCCGCCAGGAUCUUAGCCCGGCACGGGUCGCCCGUCCCUUGUCUCCGCUCCCUUCGCCCCUCGCCGCUCCGCGCCCCGUUACCUGGGACAGCUCCCGAUCCCGGCGCGGCGGGGCGGACGGGGCGGGACGGGCCGGAGCGGGCGGAAGAGCGGCCGCCGCGAGUGCGGCGCCUGCGCGCUCCGCGUCCCGCGGGGCCCGUUUCCGUGCGCGCGCCAUUUUCGGGUGUGGGGGCGGGGCGCUCGCCGCGCGGGGGCCGCGCGGAGCGCGCGCGGCGGGGCCCUCACGGGGCCGGGCGGAGCGCGCGCGGCGGGGCCCUCACGGGGCUCCCGCGGGGCCCUCACGGGGCCGGGCGCUCCCGCUGCUCCCCGCGGGGGCGGGCCCGGCCCGCGCCCAGGCGGAGCGGCCCAGGCAGCUCGGGCACGCCCGUUCCUGUGGGCGCGGUGCGCGGGGAGCGCCGGCGCAGCGAGGCGGGAGAUUCAAACGCUGCGCGCGCGGAGCGCCCGGGCGGCUCGGGCUGCGCGCAUCCCGCGGGAAGAGCCGUGGGCGCUUGA
This is a messenger RNA of Lonchura striata (white-rumped munia), 1365 nucleotides long. NCBI's taxonomy places the organism in Eukaryota, Metazoa, Chordata, Aves, Passeriformes, Estrildidae. The record is from RefSeq and is a predicted model, not a curated record.